Emiliania huxleyi CCMP1516 is the source of this 795-nucleotide messenger RNA. RefSeq lists its product as hypothetical. The transcript is spliced from 3 exons. Lineage: Eukaryota; Haptophyta; Isochrysidales; Noelaerhabdaceae. The coding region runs from base 1 to 795 and encodes 264 amino acids. The record is from RefSeq and is a predicted model, not a curated record.
AUGACCACGAAUGAAUUCUUUCAGCUCACCGACGAUGGCGGCAAGGCGCGCGCCGUGUGCGAAAAGCCCCUCUCGCAGCUGGCGGUGGAGGGGGGGACGCGAGUGGUUUGGCUGGAGACUUGUUCGCACUGGGCGUGCGUCGACUGCCACAUCCAGUGGGUCCAGGCGCGGGACUCGCAAGGCCUCGAGCCGACCUGCCUCACUGCAAGCUGCAACUCCGCCCUCACCGACGCGGCAAUCAGAGAGAUGCUCGGCGACGCCGCCCACCAGGCUCGCGACGAGCAGCUGCUGAGCAGGGCGGCCGCCGGUGGCGGCGAGCGCAACUGGCCGUGCCCGACCCCAAACUGCCCCUACCGUGUCGCCUACCGUGUCGCCCUCGAGGAGGGGAGCGCGCCGCGCCCCACGACCUGCCCGCGCUGCCUAAAGGUGUUCGUGGUUGGCGCCCCGUCGCUCCCCGCCGCAGCCGAGGCUGCCGACGACGACGACGGCUGUCAGCAGCGGAAGCGGCGGCGGGAGGAGGAGAUGGCGAGCGUGGCGGCGCUGCAGCAGUACCAAAAAUGCAAAAGCUGCGGGCAGGGCGUCGAAAAGGACCCGGCGACUUGCGACCUCUUCCAGUGUCGCUGCGGACUCCGGUGGUGCUGGAAGUGCGGUACAGAGGCCGACGAGCGAGGCAAGCCCGCCUGUAAUUGCACCGGCCGGGGUCACGUGUUCUGGGAUAACCAGGCAGGCAGGCCGGCCGGAGAAGCCUUUGCACGGAAGAGGCCGCAGUCGGGGCGGAGACGACGGCCGUCGUGA